AUGAAGAAGAUGGUAUCCGACGGCUAUCCAUUGUGCGAUAUCGACAAUAGUGCAACCCCACGGCUUCCCUUCGUGUACAACCUUACCAUCUUCUACUCGGAGGCCGAUCUGCGAGGAGAUGAGGCCCUCAUGGUGGCCACAUCCAUCCUCAUGUUCGCCCUCGCCGUGCUCUUCUUCAUCCUCAACCUCUUCAGCCGUUUCUCCGAUGGUAGCGCCAACCUCAACCCAAGCAUCCGCAUAUUCCUCUCCUCCAUGCUCUCGCUCUUCCUCCCCGCCACGUCGUACCUCUUCUCGGAGGCCAAGAACCAGAGCAAGGCUGGACAUCUGGAAGACCUGUCGAUCCGCGCCCGGACCAUCCUCAUGUGGAUGCUCCUGGUGGAGCUGCUCCGCAAGAAGGUGGAGUCCAUCCUGCUCACCGCAGGCAUACAGGUGUAUUCGCACACCGUCGAGCGCGGUGCCCGGGUUGUCUGGCUGGGCAGCCUCAUCUUCUUCAACUUGAAGAGCACUGGCAAGAAGGCCCUGUAUGGCAUCCUGUGGGUGCUUGCGGCUGCCAAGCUGGUCCAGAGGUUCGCGAUCAUAGAGCUGGCAAAGCGCUCCUUCGCCUACCGCAAGAACCCCAGGCUGCUCAGCGCAUACAUGGCCGAGAUGCUAAAGCUUCCUGCAGAUCAUCAUCGUCAUCUCCACCAGAAAGCAGCAGAUGAGCAGUGCUCGCCGAGAAGCGAUGAUGGCGGAGGACAGCCUCGGUGGUCCGACGCUCUGAGGUCCUGCAACUAUGCCGUGAUGGGCGAAGAAGACCUCAAGAGGGAGCCUGGGCCCCAUGGCUACAAGCUCGUGCUAGUGAAGCCGACACCGACAGAAGGGGUAGCAGCCGCCGACAGCGACGACGACUCGACGUCAUACUCAUACAUUGAGGAUGUGGUCACUGUCGGCAGAAUCUGGAGGCUUGCCGACACUAACCUGUUGCUCCGCAGGGACCCAAGGUUGAAGAGACUCUGCCUCUCCUUUGCGCUCUACAAGUUGCUACGCCGGAGAUUGGAGGAUCUCCCCAUCACCCACCUGGAGGCCUCCAACUGCCACGACCUCAUCUUCAACGGCCUUCUGGUAGAAAAAGGAGGACGGCGAGGAGAACGCGAUGCGGCUGUCGCCGUGAUCCAAGUGUUCAGUGACGAAAUCCAGUUCCUCUGCGAGUACUACCACUCCAUCCAUCCCGUGGUGGUGGCCAGCCCCUUCUUCUUCGUGCACAACUACAUCCUGUUCCCCAUCAUUGUCCUGGCGCUGUGCCUACUCAUGCUAACUCUGUGCAGCAACGGGGACGUGCACUACGCCUUCCACAGCUUCACCAACGACAACUACGUCAUGUCGACUGGCAUACUGAAGAUGGCCGGGUGCAUCCUCCGCCGUGCUUCGCGGUCCGCCCCGUAUCUCUUCUGCAGCAUCGACAUAUCCAUCACCUUCCUGCUACUCCUCACCUUAGCCUACGAGGAGGUCUGGGAGGUCAUCGUCUUCCUGCUCUCCAACUGGUUCAUGGUGUCGCUGCUCUGCAGCCACACCUCCUCGGCCACGUGGCGCACGCACCGGGUGCUGAGAAGGGUCAUCCCCGCCAUCGUCGCCGCGAGGAACACGAUGAUGAACCAACACAAUGUCCGCAUCAAGCAGCUGUCUGUGCUGUGGUUCAGCCGGCCGCCGCUGCCAUGGUUGCCGCUGCCGCUGUCUACCACUGGCAUGGCAGUUGUUCCCAUGGAAGCAAAGAAGUUGAUCGUGGAACGCCUAGCCAGAGCCAGCUACCAUGCCCACCCUCUCAGCAACGGCAUGCCUGUUGUACUGUCGGGCGAGCACCGCGAGCUCUCGUGGGCGUGUGACAGCUCCGGUGGCGUUGCCGAGGUCAUUCUCGUCUGGCACAUCGCCACUUCGCUGCUGGAGGCGAGGUGCCCGGGGCAGAAGGGCACACAGCCGGAACCCGGGCGCGCCGCGGCCACGGCGCUGUCCCGGUACUGCGCCUACCUGGUGGCCUUCCAUCCGAAGCUCCUCCCGGACGACAAGGACGGCACGAAGUUCCUGUACGCCGGCGUGAAGAGGGAUCUGAGGAAGCUGAUGGGGUGGUGCGCUUACUACUGCUCCAGGGAGGUGGACGUGUCCAACAAGCUGUUGGACAUUGCCGUGCAGCAGCAGCCACAGCAGGGGACGAGCAAGGUGAUAUGCAAGGGAGCCAGGCUGGGGAAGGCUCUGAUCGACAAGUACAAAGACGGCGCGCGCGAGAGCGUGUGGAAGCUGCUGGGAGACCUCUGGACGGAGGUGGCGACCUACGCGGCGCCGGCGAGCGGCGAGAUGCACGUCAAGGCACAUAAGGAGGCGCUGGUGGGGGGCGGCGAGUUCAUCACCGUGCUCUGGGCAAUAGCCACCCACACCGGCAUAACCCGGCAGGAAGAUUCGGUGGAGCCGCCGCCUCCAUCCGCUUCCGUUUCCUGUCGUGUUUAA
Miscanthus lutarioriparius is the source of this 2475-nucleotide messenger RNA. The record is from the annotation of a GenBank genome assembly. NCBI's taxonomy places the organism in Eukaryota, Viridiplantae, Streptophyta, Magnoliopsida, Poales, Poaceae.